AUGAAUCAAAGUCCAUUUAGAUCCCCCUCGAAAAGGGAUAGAAUACUUACAUUAUAUGACUCACCUACUAAAAAUACAAUCUUAUCACCAAUUAAAACUCCGAAUGGAAGAGCUGGUCUACGAUCACCGGAGAAGAGAUCCAAUACUGAAUUGGAUUUAUCUGCAAGAAAAAGAGCCAAUAAAACGAUAUAUAGUCGAUUAAUGGAUGAUGAAUAUGAUGGUCCUGAAGAUAUUUUAGAUGAACAAGAUAGAAUAAUAGCUGAAAGAAUUAUUAAAGGUUCAAGAAAUGAAAAAGAUAUAGAUCAGAAUGAUUUUCGAAAUUAUGGAAGUGAUGUUGAAUUAGAAAUUGAUUUAACCAUUAAAUCAAAAAGAGGAAGAUCAAUAAAACGAAAAGUUGGAUUGAUUGAUGAUGAAGAGUUACUACUGUCAGGAUCAGAUAUAGAUUUGAAAAAUGAUAAUAAAUCAGACGAAGAUUUAGAUUUAUCUGAAGAUGACAUACCUACCAAGAAACGAAAACAAAACAAAGCAAAAGAACCAAAACCAAGGAAAAAGCAAAAUAAAACAAAAGAACCAAUAUACAACACAAAAAGUAAACGACUCAAUGAUGUUGCAACAAAAAUCAAAAGUAUUUUCCAUCAAGAUGAUGAAAUGUUUAAAGAAUUGGCUUCAAAAACACUGGUUAAUAAUGAGCCAGAUACUCCCAAAAAAAAGGAUAAACGAUCAUUAUUAAGUUUGUUAAUAAGUCAACAAUCUACCAAACAAACUCCAUUGAUUUCAGGAUUAAAAAAAGAUACUACAAACCAAGAAACUACCGAAGUGACCUCAUUUAAACCUUUAUCAUUAAAUUAUGCAAAUCAAUUCUUAAAAGAAAUUGAAGAAUCAGAAUCAAAUGGAGCAAUGAAAUUAAUUGAUCAAUCCGUAUUUUCAAUAAAUGGAGCAGAAGGAUAUUUUGAACAAAAUCAUAAAAGAUUUAGAAAUAAUACUACUCCAUUAAUUGCUCCAAAAUUAACUAGAGAUCAAUUUAAUAAAUAUAUUGAAAUGUCAAAUGAUAUUUUAAAAAUUGAAAAAAAUUCGUUACUACAAUUAAAUAAAUAUUUAUAUCAUCAAUGGUGUUUUGAAUUAUCACAAAAUUUUAAAAUUAUUUUAUUUGGAGUUGGUUCAAAAAUCUCGGUGCUCAAUGAUUUUGCUGAAAAUUAUUUUGGAUCUUGGUGGACCAAAAUUUAUAAAAAUCCAAUACCUCCUAUUUUAGUUGUAAAUGGAUAUAAUCCUAAUUUAGAUAUAAGAGCAAUUGUUCUUCAAAUUGCAUCAGUAUUAGUUGGUGAUAAAUAUCCAAAGCAUACGGUUGAAUGUAUUGAGUAUUUAAUUGCUACAAUGAAUGAACGACGAAUGCCAGAAACUGAACCAAAAUUAUUAUUAAUUAUUCAUAAUAUUGAUGGAGUUAAUUUAAGAAGUAAAUUUACACCAUUAUCAAAUUUAAUAAGUAUUCCAGAAAUAUGGUGUUGUGCUUCCAUAGAUCAUAUAAAUUCAUCUUUGCUAACUAAAAAUAGUAAUUUCAUUUAUCAUGAAUCAACAACUUAUAUACCAUAUCAAAAUGAAUUAUUAUUUACAAAUGUUUUAGACAUUGGCAAUAAUAGUAAAAUAAAUACAAAAUCAUCAUCAAUAAUUUUAAAUAAUUUAACAGAAAAUCAUAAUAAAUUAUUUAAAUUAUUAGUUAAAAAUCAAAUUGAAAUUUUAAAAAACCAAAAUGCUACAACAAAAGGUUCACCAACAAAUUCAUUAUUUAUUAAUGAUAUGUAUGAUGAAGCAUUAAAUAAUUUAAUUGUUUCAAAUUUUAAUACUUUUACAACUUUUAUGAAAGAAUUUUCUGAUCAUCAAAUGUUAAUACUGAAUAAAAAUUUGAUUUAUAUACCUUUGAAUUUACUGGAAUUGGAACAAAUAUAUAAUGAAAUAUGA
Molecule: messenger RNA, 1953 nt
Organism: Lodderomyces pseudojiufengensis
Lineage: Eukaryota; Fungi; Ascomycota; Pichiomycetes; Serinales; Debaryomycetaceae
Product: origin recognition complex subunit 2
Exons: 1
Coding region: 1-1953 (650 amino acids)
Biological process (GO): DNA replication
Cellular component (GO): nucleus; nuclear origin of replication recognition complex
Molecular function (GO): DNA replication origin binding
Source: RefSeq, a predicted model, not a curated record